GUUGCCCACUCUCAACAGCUGAUUUGGCACCUGGUCAAGAGAACAAUGGAUCGACACAAGAUCCCCCGCACCAAAGAACUGGAAUUUGGGGGCAUUCUAGGGGCUGCCUCCCUCCUCAUCCUAAUGCCUGCCACCGUCUUUGCCCUGCUACUGACUUGCAGGACGGAGCAGGCCAGCCUCUUGAAUUUCCCCUUGCCUUUGCCCACACCCCACUCCCUGUGGAACCCCCAGGACUUUGCCCUGGUCUUGGCUUGGAUAGGCCUGCAGGCUCUGCUGUAUAUGCUACCUUUGGGGAAGGUCACAGAAGGGACUGUUCUUCGAGACAAGAGCCGGCUCCAGUACCGUGUGAAUGGGAUCCACGCCAUGUGGAUCACAGCGUUGGUGCUGGGGGUCAGCAUGGUUGCAGGGCUGCGCCUCAGUUACAUAUAUGACCACUUAUUGCAACUCGCCUUCGCUGCGUCUGUUCUUGCUUUUGGACUCAGCUUCCUCCUCUACGUCAAAGCCCUACUUGCUCCCGGGACAGCGCUGGCUCCAGGUGGGAAUUCAGGAAACCCCAUUUAUGACUUCUUCAUGGGCCACGAGCUGAACCCUCGCAUCGGUACCUUUGACCUUAAGUUUUUCUGUGAGCUGCGCCCAGGUCUCCUUGGCUGGGCCCUGGUCAACAUGGGUAUGUUAGUGAAGGAGACGGAGCUGAGGGGUAAUCCUUCCUUGGCCAUGAUUCUUGUCAAUGGAUUCCAGCUUCUCUAUGUAGUGGAUUCCCUUUGGAAUGAGGAGGCCGUCCUCACCACCAUGGACAUAGUGCACGAAGGUUUUGGCUUCAUGCUGGUUUUUGGGGACCUGGCUUGGGUGCCCUUUCUGUACAGUCUCCAGUCCUACUUCCUGGUCACUCAUCCACAGAAGCUUAGCCUGCCGAUGGCUGGAGGCAUCGUCCUGCUAAAUGGCCUUGGCUAUACUAUCUUCCGCAGCGCCAACUCCCAGAAGAACACUUUCCGUCGGAAUCCUACUGACCCCAAAGUAGCUGGACUCAGAACCAUCCCCACAGCCACGGGGCGGCGCCUGCUGGUGUCAGGGUGGUGGGGGUUUGUGCGGCAUCCCAACUAUUUGGGGGACCUCAUCAUGGCUUUUGCUUGGUCCCUGCCCUGUGGCAUCGGCCACAUCCUGCCUUAUUUCUACAUCCUCUACUUUACUGUGCUUCUGGUCCACCGGGAAGCCAGGGAUGAGCACCAGUGCCUGAGGAAGUACGGCCUGGCCUGGCAGGAGUAUUGCCGCCGAGUCCCUUACCGGAUCUUCCCUUACCUCUACUGAGUCACUGCUUGGCUGGCUAUUGCUCUCAUCACAUUGACACACAUCCAUCAGCU
Messenger RNA from Euleptes europaea (tarantolino), 1358 nucleotides. RefSeq names its product transmembrane 7 superfamily member 2 (gene TM7SF2). The coding region runs from base 46 to 1305 and encodes 419 amino acids. Gene Ontology annotation, molecular function: oxidoreductase activity, acting on the CH-CH group of donors, NAD or NADP as acceptor. Gene Ontology annotation, cellular component: endoplasmic reticulum membrane; nuclear inner membrane. Gene Ontology annotation, biological process: sterol biosynthetic process. The transcript has 10 exons. The record is from RefSeq and is a predicted model, not a curated record. Lineage: Eukaryota; Metazoa; Chordata; Lepidosauria; Squamata; Sphaerodactylidae.